AUGGGAAACAACAUGACUUUAAUCACAGAGUUCAUCCUUCUGGGAUUCCCCGUGGGCCCGAGGAUGCAGAUCCUCCUCUUCGGCCUCUUCUCCUCCUGCUACAUCUUCACGCUGCUGGGGAACGGCUCCAUCCUGGGGCUUAUCUGCCUGGAGUCCAGACUGCACACCCCCAUGUACUUCUUCCUCUCCCACCUGGCCCUUGUGGACAUGGCCUAUGCCUGCAACACGGUGCCCCAGAUGCUGGUGAACCUCCUCCGCCCAGCCAAGCCCAUCUCCUUUGCUGGAUGCAUAAUGCAGACCUUCCUCUUCUUGACGUUUGCUAUCACGGAAUGCCUCCUCCUGGUGGUGAUGUCCUACGAUCGGUACGUGGCCAUCUGCCAGCCCCUCCGAUACUCUUCCAUCAUGAGCUGGAGAGUCUGUGUGACCCUGGUGGUCACUUCCUGGGUCUCUGGAGUCUUUCUGUCCUUGGUUCACGUUAUGUUACUACUACCGUUGCCCUUCUGCAUGCCCCAGAAGGUCAAUCACUUUUUCUGUGAAAUCAUGGCUGUUCUCAAACUGGCCUGUGCAGACACCCACCUCAAUGAGAACAUAGUUCUGGCCGGGGCCGUGUCUGUGCUGGUGGGACCAUUCUCCUCCAUUGUGUGUUCCUACGUGCGUAUCCUCUGUGCCAUCCUGAGGAUCCAGUCAGGGGAAGGCCAGAGGAAGGCCUUCUCCACCUGCUCCUCCCACCUCUGUGUGGUCGGGCUCUUUUAUGGUACUGCUCUCGUCAUGUACGUGGGGCCCCAACAAGGGAACUCCAAAGAGCAGAAAAAAUACCUCUUGCUUUUUCACAGCCUUUUUAACCCCAUGCUCAAUCCUCUGAUCUACAGUCUCAGGAACUCUGAUGUGAAGAAUUCUUUGAAGAGAAUUCUGGGGAUACGGUGA
Messenger RNA from Jaculus jaculus (lesser Egyptian jerboa), 924 nucleotides. RefSeq names its product olfactory receptor 13-like. Gene Ontology annotation, molecular function: G protein-coupled receptor activity; olfactory receptor activity. Gene Ontology annotation, cellular component: membrane. The transcript has a single exon. The record is from RefSeq and is a predicted model, not a curated record. Bases 1 to 924 code for a protein of 307 amino acids. Gene Ontology annotation, biological process: G protein-coupled receptor signaling pathway. Lineage: Eukaryota; Metazoa; Chordata; Mammalia; Rodentia; Dipodidae.